Messenger RNA from Phytophthora nicotianae INRA-310, 543 nucleotides. RefSeq lists its product as hypothetical. The transcript has 2 exons. Lineage: Eukaryota; Oomycota; Peronosporomycetes; Peronosporales; Peronosporaceae. The record is from RefSeq and is a predicted model, not a curated record. The coding region runs from base 1 to 543 and encodes 180 amino acids.
AUGCUUACUGAAUUGUUUGACAGCCUACUGAAGCGCGGCAUCAAGAAGAUCACAAGCCGAUCGCUACACAAAGCUGGAAUCAGCAAGAACAAAGCAAACGUCGCUGCCACGGAUGAAUCUCUGACUGCCAAAGCUGCUACUUCAGUAUACAAGAUCUCUCAAAUCGUUAGCACUCAUUUUGAUGAAUACGGAGAAGAAAUGGCUGAAGUUGAGUGGUUUCAUACUUUUGAACCGCUCGAUGAUCUCCCUCAAGCCGUAAAAGACCGAGUUGUCAAGGACAAGAAGAAAAAAGGCAAAAAACGUUUCUCGAAAUGGAUGCGAGAGAUGCAGACGAUGCUGAUGAUCUUCCUGACGAUGCUUCUCACGACGGACUUGCUAUUCCUAAACGAAGGAGACUUCAAGUUCGACCUGCAUUAUAAAGUAAGUCUCUCGGAACGCCAACGACUUCCGAUCACUGUGGUGGUAAACGUAAUAGAACUGGGCCCGUGCAGUGGACUCAAAGCUUUGACCAAACGGAAACGACGUCUACAUGUAGACUUCUGA